AUGGAAGUUAUUUUUAGCGAUUCUUUAAAUCAAGAUGGACAACAAGAAAUAAUAUAUGAAAAAAUUAUCGAGCCUUCUAAUGUAACUAAUGAUAUGGAGUAUUCGUUCCAAGAACCACAUUUUGAAAUAGUAACCCAUUCUGCUCAGAUUAAUGUUAAUCCUGAACCAACUACCAACAUAACACAAGGCAAACAUAACUCAAUUCAAAUUGUUUCAGAGUCAUUAAUUGAUAUGCCAAUAGUUACUACUACUAUGUCUACACUUAACACCCCAUCAGUUACAAAUUUGACUCCAGUUAAAUUAAGUGAUAUUCUGGUACUACCAAAAACACCUCAGAGAAAAGGCGUUAAAAAUAGUGUAAAAAAUCCUUUUGUACUUACGUCAGCAGAUUGGAGAGCUAAAGAAAAUGAAAAAAAUAGGAUUAAGCAAGAAAAGGCAGAAGGAAUCAAAAAGAGAAAAGAAGAUAGAGAACGUAAGAAAUUAGAAAAGGAAAAGGCACAAAAGAUGCCAAAGAAAUCCAAAAAGAAUGCCAAAGAUGAUGUUGUUAAGUUUUUGUUAUCAGAAAAUUUUUAUAACUUUAACAAAGAUGCUACUGUUGUUGAAAAGGAAAAUGAGCAACACAUAGAUUAUACAGAUGAAGGAAACAGACAGUCAAAAAGAAGUAAAACUUACACUACUGCUGAACUGGAGGAGAUAUUAACUGAACUUGAUGGGUAA
Molecule: messenger RNA, 717 nt
Organism: Arctia plantaginis
Lineage: Eukaryota; Metazoa; Arthropoda; Insecta; Lepidoptera; Erebidae
Source: the annotation of a GenBank genome assembly